Molecule: messenger RNA, 2715 nt
Organism: Coccidioides posadasii C735 delta SOWgp
Lineage: Eukaryota; Fungi; Ascomycota; Eurotiomycetes; Onygenales; Onygenaceae
Gene: NCP1
Product: NADPH-cytochrome P450 reductase
Cellular component (GO): cytosol
Molecular function (GO): NADPH-hemoprotein reductase activity; flavin adenine dinucleotide binding; FMN binding
Source: RefSeq, a predicted model, not a curated record
CGAUCAGACCAGGUCAUCCUGUAGCGAACGCUCUUCCGCAGAGGUCUCCUCAUUGUGUUACUUCACCCUUCAUGUUUCUAUAUAUCUGCUGAGCCGUUGGUUCCCUCUGCCGCCAAUUUACCUUGCGUCCCGCUGUCCCCUGCAUUCCUCCCAUCGCCGUAGAGCGACAAGUCUCCCAAGAUGGCGCAGGUUGACUCCCUUGAUCUCGUCGUCCUGACAGUGCUCCUUGUGGGCAGCGUUGCGUAUUUCACAAAGGGGACGUACUGGGGCGUCCCGAAGGCAGCUGCCGCAGCCAGCUAUGGCUCUGCCAACGGGAUGCCCAAAGAAGGCAAGACGAGAAACAUUAUCGAGAAGAUGGAUGAAACCGGGAAAAACUGCGUUGUAUUCUUUGGAUCUCAAACGGGAACGGCAGAAGAUUAUGCGUCAAGGCUCGCAAAGGAAGGAGCCCAACGGUUUGGCUUGAAGACGAUGGUCGCUGAUCUGGAAGACUACGACUUCGAGAACUUGGAUCAGUUCCCCGAGGAUAAGGUUGCUUUCUUCGUCCUGGCCACUUAUGGCGAGGGCGAGCCCACGGACAACGCGGUGGAUUUCUACCAGUUCAUGACGGGAGAAGAUGUUUCUUUCGAAGGCGGAGCCUCCGCAGAAGAGAAGCCAUUGUCAUCAUUGAGAUAUGUCACAUUCGGUCUGGGAAACAACACCUAUGAGCACUACAACGCCAUGGUCCGCCAGGUUGACGCUGCACUGACCAAACUCGGCGCUAAGAGAAUCGGUACUGCAGGUGAAGGCGAUGAUGGCUCCGGCACUAUGGAAGAGGAUUAUCUCGCCUGGAAGGAACCCAUGUGGAAAGCGUUAUCCGAAGAGAUGGGCUUGGAGGAGCGUGAAGCCGUUUACGAGCCCACAUUCUGCAUCACGGAGGAGCCAACCAUGUCACCAACGUCCGAAAAUGUUUACGUCGGCGAGCCGAAUCAGAACCAUCUUGAAGGAAACCUGGGCGGCUCCCACAAUGCGCACAAUCCUUUCAUUGCCCCAAUUACGGAGUCUCGCGAAUUGUUUACCGUCAAGGACCGUAACUGCUUGCAUCUGGACAUUGGGAUCCAGGGAAGUACGCUCAAUUAUCAAACUGGCGACCAUCUUGCCGUCUGGCCCACAAAUGCUGGCAAGGAGGUCGAUCGUUUCCUACAGGUUUUUGGAUUGGAAGAUAAGCGCCAUACUGUUGUCAAGAUUAAACCCAUCGAUGUGACGGCUAAGGUCCCUUUCCCUACGCCUACCACCUAUGACGCCGCCGUUAGAUACUACAUGGAGAUCUGCGGACCUGUUUCCCGACAGUUUAUUGCAACUCUGGCCCAGUUCGCCCCGGAUGAGGACACCAAGUCGAAGAUGAAGCGCCUCGGCGAAGAUAAAGACCAUUUCCACGGCCAGAUUUCCACCCAGUUCUACAACAUUGCACAGGCCCUCCAGAGCAUCACCUCGAAACCCUUCACGUCCGUUCCUUUCUCGCUCCUAAUUGAAGGUAUCUCCAAGCUUCAGCCACGCUACUACUCGAUCUCCUCGUCAUCGAUGGUCCAAAAAGAUAGGAUCAGCAUUACGACUGUUGUUGAGUCCAUCCGCGUGCCGGGUGCCGGUCAUGUCAUGAAAGGUGUCACCACAAAUUACCUCCUUGCCUUGAAACAAAAGCAACACGGCGACGCCAACCCGGAUCCGCACGGUUUGACCUAUGAGAUUACCGGCCCCCGAAACAAAUAUGACGGCAUUCACGUUCCGGUCCACGUUCGUCACUCGAAUUUCAAGCUGCCUUCCGAUCCGUCCAAGCCGAUCAUCAUGGUUGGCCCUGGAACUGGUGUCGCCCCGUUCCGCGGAUUCAUCCAGGAACGAGUUGCGCAGGCCGAACGAGGCGACAAAGUGGGCCCAACCGUUCUUUUCUUUGGCUGCAGAAACCGCGACGAAGAUUUCCUGUACAAAGAUGAGUGGGAGGCCGUAUCCGAAAAGCUCGGCGACAACUUUAAGCUGUUCACUGCCUUCUCUCGAGAGAGCGAGAAGAAAGUUUACGUGCAACACCGGCUCCGAGAAAACGCCGUGUUAGUCAACGAACUUCUCAAGAACAAAGCGACUUUCUACGUUUGCGGAGAUGCCGCCAACAUGGCUCGUGAAGUGAACACCAUCCUCGGACAGAUCAUCUCUGAACAACGGGGUCUUCCAUUGGAGAAGGGAGAGGAGUUCGUCAAGAACAUGCGCAACAUGGGAAUGUAUCAAGAGGAUGUGUGGUCAUGAUGGAAAGAGAAGUAAACACGUCUUACCCAGAUCUCACUUUCUCAUUUUAUACUUUGUAUUCCAUUUCAAUAUCCCCCCGUCCCCCCUUUUCCUUUUUAGUCUGAUAUUACUAUAUUUGCGCUGAUUAGAGAGCGUGAGUUCGCUUCGACCCAGCAACCCUGUGGGCUUUAUAUAGAUCUUUGGCAUUGGUAUGCGGUUUCAGUUACUUGCCUACAGCUCUUUCUGUUUGCUUACGUCUCUCGCGGACAUGCUGGACCGCUGGGAGGUUAACGCUCUUUCUUCUGGUCUUAUUUGGUGAAAAUAUAGGCCUGUUGCAUAUUGCUGACUAUUGUUGGUGCUUUUUUCUAACUUCGUGUUUGUUAGAUUGUCUACGAUUGAUGAUGAGCGUAAAGAAACUCAUUUAGCCAUGUAUGUUAUUUAAUUUAGUCUGCUAGUCGUGUGUGGCCA